UAAAAUGUCUGGAGUGAAUAGCGUGGAGGCGGUGAAGCGGAAGAUCCGAGUGUUGCAGCAACAAGCGGACGAUGCGGAGGAGCGAGCCGAGAGUCUCCAGAGACGGGUGGAGGAAGAGAAGCGCACCAGAGAACAGGCCGAGUCUGAGGUGUCAUCCCUGGGCAGGCGCGUCCAGCUCCUCGAGGAGGACCUGGACCGGGCCCAGGAGAGACUGUCCACCGCCCUGCACAAGCUGGAGGAGGCCGAGAAGUCUUCCGAUGAGAGCGAACGGGGUAUGAAAGUGAUCGAGAACCGCGCCUUGAAGGAUGAGGAGAAGAUGGAGAUCCAGGAGGUGCAGUUGAAGGAGGCCAAACACAUCGCAGAGGAGGCCGACCGCAAAUAUGAGGAGGUCGCCCGCAAACUGGUGGUGCUGGAGGGAGAGCUGGAGCGCACGGAGGACAGGGCCGAGGUGGCAGAGGGGAAGCUCCGGGAAAUGGAAGACCAGAUGAGAGGUUUCGACCAGUCAUUAAAGAGCAAGCAGGCAUCUGAAGAGAAGUAUUCCCAGAAAGAAGACCGCUAUGAGGAAGAGAUCAGGAACCUAAGUGACAAACUGAAAGAGGCUGAAACCCGGGCCGAGUUCUCAGAGAGGUCCAUCAUCAAACUAGAGAAGAGCAUCGAUGAGCUGGAGGAUGCUCUGUCUGCCGCCAAGGACUCCAACAAAAAGCUUCAGGCAACCCUGGACCAGACGCUGGAGGACCUCAACAGCUGCUAGGGCCUGACCACCUCCUCCUCCUCCUCCUCCUCCUCCAUUCCUCCUCCUCAUACAUUCCUCCACAGUGUUCCAGUCUCACUGUUAACCCCAUCCUGCCAAUAGCCUGUCCAGGUCUGUGACGGACGUAAAGAUCUAGCCAAUACAGCCAAGGAGCUGAGUGUUAGCCAAUGCGGGGAAAGGUGAUCGGCCAAUUGCAACACAUUCCACUGCAGUAAUGGGAGGGGCCAACGAAAAGCCUUGGGUCAAAGGAUCUCUUAAUGAUAGAAUUUAAGUCUAUUUUUGCAGCAAAUAAAGUGAUCAUUGGAAAUAUAACAAUUAAAAGAAGUAGAUCAUGUAAGUUCUGACAAAUGACAAUUCUCUCCCAGUAUUUGCAGUUUCUUGCUGUGAUGUUAUUGUAAUUAAUGCAGGAUUUUUAAAAAUAAAGGGCCACAUUUAAUAGCA
Messenger RNA from Gadus macrocephalus (Pacific cod), 1192 nucleotides. RefSeq names its product tropomyosin alpha-3 chain-like. Lineage: Eukaryota; Metazoa; Chordata; Actinopteri; Gadiformes; Gadidae. The coding region runs from base 5 to 751 and encodes 248 amino acids. The record is from RefSeq and is a predicted model, not a curated record. The transcript is spliced from 8 exons. Gene Ontology annotation, cellular component: actin filament. Gene Ontology annotation, molecular function: actin filament binding. Gene Ontology annotation, biological process: actin filament organization; muscle contraction.